GUAUCGGUCACCUUGAGUUAACACAAAUAAUCUGAGCGCAUGAAUUUAGCGCUUACGAUGGGUCGGCGUCGAAUUUGCAUAAGUUGGUGACUCGUGCUGGAAAAAGAAACUAGUUGCAAUAGAUUUUUGACCUCCAUCUUACUCUUCCAACGGCGGAAUGGAUACUGCCUGCAUUGCGUCGGAGUUGCAGCUUCGGCAGAGGGGAAAAGGCGACAGCAAUGGGUCAGCCAGACUUGUUAGCGAGGAGAGUUCUGCAAGCUGCCCAAAGAUGAACGGUGUUGCAAGCGGCCCAGAGAUGAACGGUGUGAAAUCGCCAGUCUCUGUCGAUCAACACAGCUGUCACGUCAAUAAUAAAAGUAUUACUGAGGACCAUCAGGAAGAAGUAAUUUCACCCGAAGAAAUAAAUCGAGGUAUUCCGUCAAACACCGCAGUGCCCGUGUCCUCGAGGAUGCAAGAGUUACUGGAAGGCCUUAACGAGCCCGGCGACUGUGGCAACCCCAUAGAACCUCCUUCCUGGUUAGACAGACAGCUUUUCAACCGAGGGAGGGAGUUCUACUACCGUUAUUUAUUCUGCAUGAGUUUCUCGAAGUCGCUUCGACCCCUCAUGUACACCGGCCGCUCGGACUCCCCGCGGAAGGCUCUGCGGCGAUACUUCCAACACGUGACUGCCUGGCACGAGGGGGACGUCUGGGACCCCACCGACCGCGCCCACAAGGACCUGCUGUCGGUGCGAGCCAUACACAACAGGCUGUCGGGCGUCUUCAACUCUUCAAAGGAGCACCACAAAGUGUGGAACACAAACACCCACGACAAGGGCCACGAAGAGCCUGCUUGCCCCUUCUACCACACCAUCCGCGAGGACCUCAAGGAUCAGGCUGGGGAAGGGCUCUCGCUCGAGGGUCCAGACAACCCCCCCUUCUUCAUCAGUCAGUGGGACAUGAGUCUGACCCAGUACCAGUUCAUGGGCUUGGUGGUGGCCCAUCCGCGCAAGAUGGGUGCCGGAGCAGCCACGGACGAGGACCUGGAGGGCCUCGUCCACUUCUGGCGAGGACUUGGCUGGCUUCUCGGGAUAGAUGACAAAUACAACUUCUGCCGAGGCUCCUUGGCCGAAGUGCGCUCGCUGUGCCUGGAGGUUGAGAGACUAGUCGGCAUCCCAGCGCUGGCGAAGGUAGACUGGAAUUACGAGCACAUGACCUUCUCCCUCGUCACGGGGUUGAGCCACCUCAUGCACACACUCUCGUUCGAAGCUGGCUUUCGUUACGUGGCAUAUACUCUCGACCUCGACAUUCCAAACUUCAUCAGUCGCAUGUCCAUUCAGGGCACCAUCAAGUACUGGGUAAUGCGCUUUGCCAUCGGCCUCCUGUAUUACUUUCCUGGGCUGGUCGUCCGGUUCAGUCGAAUGCUGAGAGUGGUGACUGUUGCCUUUAAGAACCGCUAUGCCAAUGGCAUGAACAAGCAAGGGGGCAGCAAAACUGGUGAACUUUAUCCAGUAACAACUCCUUUCACCUACUGACAUGAUGUGGCUUCGCAGGGAUUAUUUUUUCUAGUCAAAGGUCUUUUCAUUCAUCAGUAUUCGUUCGUGAUUUAAUAUUUCUGAACCAGCGUAGAUCUUUAAUCUGAAACAACAUAAUCUCACAAUCUGAUUCUGAGGAUCAGGGUGCUCGUUAAACAUGUCUCUUACUGGAUAUUGCUCGAAUUAUGUACACUUUAAGUUCAUUCAUGAAUGCGCUGUAUAAUAUCAUGAUGUAUUUUCUGAAUACUAUGCACAUAUGUAAUGAUAAAAGUCAUAUAAAUGGAUUUUCACUUUCCUUGCUGUAUUACAAUUUGCAAUCCACAGAAAUGUUUUAAACGUAGUAAAGUAGAAUUGAUGUAAACAUACAUACAGAAGAGUCGCUGAUUAUCGGAAUAAUAAUUCUUGAAAGGAUUGUCUAGUUGGAUAUUUGGCAUCAGAGAAGGUUAUAGUAAAACAAAUCUAAGAAAUCUGUGAUAUCGCAAUAAAUGCUUAUCCUCUUCAUAGAGUGAAACUAAUGAUUCCCUAUAAUAAUGUCUUUCACGCUGCAAUGCUCGGUCAUGAAGUUGAGCAGCCACCUAAACAUUGUCGUUUGUCGUCUGUCAACUCAAUUUACAGUCAAUUUAUAUUUGAUUCAAGGUAACAGCAAUGCAUGGAAAAUAAAGAAUAUACUAGACAAUUGAAAUUCCCCGGUAUUUAAUAUGAAAAAGGCAUG
Messenger RNA from Penaeus chinensis, 2225 nucleotides. RefSeq lists its product as uncharacterized. NCBI's taxonomy places the organism in Eukaryota, Metazoa, Arthropoda, Malacostraca, Decapoda, Penaeidae. The record is from RefSeq and is a predicted model, not a curated record.